AUGCAGAGUUCGACCUGUUUGAAGUCAAUGACGACCGCCUACGACUUCCCUGAUUUGAAUAUCUCACCAAUACUUGGAGAAGAGGAGAGCGAUAACGAAACAGAUGAACAGAAUCCAGCUGACCUCCCGGGUUCUCAUCAUAUGGACGUUCCUCUUCAGGACGUUUUGAAAGGACUGUCAAUUUCGGAAAGUGAUCCUUCCAGAAAUGCUCUAUCGAGUGGUGCAUCUGAUGUCGAGAGCUGUACAGAUGCUCAACGCCGACCAGCGUGCUUGUAUGGUAAUACACAACGUGGUGAUUCGUUCGAUUCAUCAUCCGAAGGAGCCUUCGCUGCACUUGAGUGUGAGAUGAAACGCUCACUUUUUUCUGUCGCCGAAUCGUGCGAUUUCGCUGCUGAUCUACAAGAAUCUUUCUGCAGUAUUUUGAGCGGUAUGCUUUUGGCAAUUUGCCAUCAUUUCGCCAAUUUUUUACAGUUCGCAUUGCUCUUGAUUAACAUUCUAGGUUGUCGCGUUAAUGUAGAAAUGGGAUGUUGUACGGAGUCGUCGGCAGAUGUGCGUUCUCGACUUCGUCGCAUGGGUGCUGUUGUUUCACGACGUUUCACAGAAACGACCACUCAUGUUGUGUUCUCGUUCGGAGGAAGAGCUGCAAUUCUGCGACAUGCUUUUUCGUUGACGAAGAGACCAUUUCUUGUAGAUCCUCAUUGGGUGUAUGAGUGCUUCAACACUCAAACUCAUGUUCCAGAAGAACAGUACUCUCUUUACGACUGCCGUUUUCUAGUUAGUGCCCUCCGGAGGAGUUUGGAUUCGCGAUGUGUCUCCGAAAAUGGAAACCUAACUCAUGCGAACAACAAUGAUGUACCUACAACAGCUUCUACUUCCCAUGUUGAAGGAGGUCUUCUGGCCCGCAGUGCUUUGACUGAGCUUCUUGCGAAGAUUGAUCUCCUUUCAAGACGUCUUGAUCGAAUCGGAGCUGCUCCAUGCGUGUUGGGUAAUCGCUGUCCAAGUGCUAUGAAAGGGAAACUGCACACAAAUGGUGUUUCUAAACAAUUCAUGGUCAAGGAAAUGAGGAAGAUCCCCGUGAGCGGAAAGGUAUUGCGACGGCGUACUCUUUCUGCUUUCCCACUGGAAUAUCGUGAACCAUUCUCGACUGUUGUCCAAUUGUACCGUGAAUCGAGAGAUGAAGAAAACGCGAUAUGUGGUCGCCUCAGGCGAAUGGAUCUUGAUGAAAACAAUGACAACAAAGAAAACGAAGGCUCCAAUUCUGUCAAAGUACCUCGCAAACAUAAUACACAGCACAAGAGGCGGGAACCGCUCCAUGUGUGCAUUCAAUCCCAAAAGUGUCUCGCCGCAAUAGAAAACAGCUCCGAGAUGGGUGGUCUUCUUGGUUUUCGAGCUCCUUUUCAUGGUGGCGCUUAUGCCCCUUUGGUUGAAACGGCGUCUUCAAUGAUAAACCAUCUGCAGUUGGCAUCUACUUCUGAAGAGUUCGUUAAGAAAAAGCAAGCCCCUGUUGUUGCCAGGAGCAGAAAUGGGAUCGUAUUCACUGGGUUCUUCAGAGAGAAGGAAAGGGAGCUGCAUUCUACAGCUUCCGAGCUGCGUCUGAAGGUGCAGACGAAAAUCAACGCCAGAACUUAUUGUGUUGUUAGUGCGAAUGGAGAUCGCACGUUAAAUACUCUACGAGCUGUUGUUUCUGGUAUUCCAGUGGUUAAAACGGAAUGGGUACUGCACUUGAUGCUUGUGCUGAAGCAAACAGGUUCCUACCGCUGGAUCAAUUUCACCACAAACGAUGGCAGAGAUUGUAUCAGUGAGAACAAGGUACUUGAGAUCGACGGCUACAUGGAACACGAUGUCGUUGAUGAAAUCUGCUAA
This is a messenger RNA of Ostertagia ostertagi, 1863 nucleotides long. NCBI's taxonomy places the organism in Eukaryota, Metazoa, Nematoda, Chromadorea, Rhabditida, Trichostrongylidae. The record is from the annotation of a GenBank genome assembly.